UCCCAAAAAGGUCUCCAUUUUCAUCAUUAUCUGUUGAUUCUGCAGGCUGCACCCUCUCUCUCUCUCUCUGCGCUCCAAAACCUUUUACCAAUAGGUUCCAUUUGAAGCAACCAAAAAUAGUCCCAGUAGGGGCAGGCAGCAAUGGGAUGGUCGCUGAUGUGUAACUCUCCAUUUGGGUCAGAUUUCAACUUCCUUCUGACUCAGAAUUCUCUGCAAAUCUUGUUGUUUUUGACGUGAGUGGAUUACGAUUCUUGUUUACCGGUGUUUAGUCCAUUCAUUGGUUUGAUUUCAUAUAUUCAAACCAGCCAUGAGUUUUUCUUCAACUCCUCUGCUUUAAUUUCUUCACGCCCAGCAUUUCUUGCUUUUAACUCACUUCACUUAUCAAUGGAUUAAACCAAACCCAUGGCUUUUCCACUUCCACCUUCUCGCGCACUACUCUGAACAUGGGUUCUACUACUUUGCUUUUCUACAAACACCUGCUGGGCGCCUUCUUCCUCUCUGUUCCUUCCUACUUGCUUGCUCUGUUGUUGAGUUUCAUCACUUCAUUCGUCUUCAGAUUAAGAAGAGGCGGCGGUUCUUUGGACAAAAGGUUUGAUUUCGCGGAUUCUGUUUCUGAAGAGUCCAAUUCUGGGGGAUCAGUGGCCGAAUCAGAGAACAAUUGUGAAGAAUUUAAUAGCUCUAUUGGAUUUUCAGAUUCAGAGAAUGAGGCGUGUCUCGAAUUUAGAUUCCCCUCCUAUGACGAAUUCAUUAAUCGCAAGGAAAAAGAUGAGCUCCGUGAGUUGGUUGAUUCUGAGGUAUUGCUAACUUCUUCAAGCUGUACUAAUUAUGAAUUCCUGUCUCAAAGUAAGGGUUUUAGUGGGGAACCAGAGCCAGAGGUUCAUAACAUUAAUAUUGCCGUGGUAGAUUCUGAAACCAUCUUAGAAAAUCAAAGCACAGUUGCAUUAGAUAAGAAUUUGGAGCAGUCUGAUUGUGAAGAAGGAGAUGAUGUUCAUAACAAAGAAAUGGAGAAUUUAGGCACAAAGGAGGAUGAGGGAACAAUGCUCUCAUGGGAAUUAGGUAAAGCAGCAGAGAACCAAACUCAGGCUGAUUUCGAAUUGUCCGAGAAAGAGUCAUUAGUUACAGAUUCUGAUUCGGUCUCGAUUGGCUUUGAGCACAUGCAUGGUCUUAUAAGCCGCCUUGUCGAUUACUAUAGCGAUGAUGGCUUCUCGUCGGAUCAGGAUUUUGUGGGAGAAUUCGACUUAGAAGUGCAUCAUUCUGAGGAAAAACAAGCCCAGAUUAUGGCUGCUGCUUUCAAUCAAGUUGAUACUUAUGUAGAACUGGAAGACCAUGUUGGGAAAUUAGAACAAGAUCAUCUAGAUAACCUGGAGAUAUUGGCAUCCCAGUUUUUAUCAGAGAAUGAAGAAGAUGAAGAAGAAGAUGAACUAAUGAAUAAUGGCUCAAAACAGUCCAAUAAUGAAGCUGCUUUGGAUUCUGGGGAAGCAAACAAAUUGGAGUCCUUGUGGGAACAUCAAGAAUUAAUUGAGCAGUUACAGAUGGAACUUAGAAAGGUCAGAGACACUGGCCUUCUGCCUACUAUCUUCGAAGAAUCCGAAUCUUCGAAAAUGGAAGACUUGAAGCCAUGGAAGAUUGAUGAAAGGUUCCAACGUGGAGAUUGCAUGGGUGAGCUUCACAAGUUCUACAGGAGUUACAGAGAGAGGAUGCGCAAAUUUGAUAUCUUGACGUAUCAGAAGAUGUAUGCAAUAGGUCUUCUGCAGAAAGAUCCACUUCAGUUACUCUCAAGCCACAAAUCUCCUCGUCCAACGUUCAAAUCUCUCCUGUCACAAAACCUUUGGCUACUCAAACAAAAGAGCCACAGGGCUGAUCCAAUGAAAAAGUUUAUAAAAGAAUUGCAGAGUGAUUUGGAAGUGGUAUAUGUUGGACAGAUGUGCCUUUCAUGGGAGUUCCUAAAUUGGCAAUAUGGGAAGGCCCUGGACCUGUGGGAUUCUGACCCACGUGGAGUCCAUCAAUACAAUGAAGUUGCUGGAGAGUUUCAACAAUUUCAAGUGCUCAUACAGCGAUUUAUAGAAGAUGAACCUUUUCAAGGCACCAGGGUUCAACAUUAUAUCAACAGACGAUGUGAUGCUCGAAAUCUUCUACAAGUUCCUGUUAUAAGAGAGGACAGCAUAAAGGACAGAAAGAAGAGUAGCAGAAGAUAUGAAGAAAGUGGUGACAAUGGCAUUACAAUUGAGAUGAUAGUGGAGACGCUUGAAGAAUCUAUUAGGGUUUUUUGGCAUUUUGUUAAAGCCGAUAAGGAUUCUGCUAUCACGACAAUGAAGGGUCAGAAGGGAGUGCAUCCAGAUGUUCAAAAUGCAGAAGAUCUUGAGCUGUUUAUGGACGUGAUGAAGAGUCUUCGAAAGUUGCAGAAGGAGAAUGCGCUGAAAAACAUAUUGAGAAGUGAGCAGUGCAUAUUGAGGAGGUUGAGAAGAUGUCGAGACGAAGAUUCAGAUCAUGUUCUAUACUUCUUCUCUCAAGUAGAUAUGAAAUUAGUUUGUAGGGUCCUUAACAUGUCUAGGCUGACAACAGAUCAACUAGUGUGGUGUCAUGAGAAAUUAAGCAGGAUUAGCUUCGUGCAGAGAAAAAUUCGUGUAGAGCCUUCAUUUUUGCUCUUCCCUUGUUAAUAUCUUACUACUUCGCAUUCUUUUUUUGUAAAAAAGAAAAAUGUUAAAUUUUACUGACCUUGGUCAAGUGAAAGUUACUAUGAAAGUUGUGAAUUACAAUGUUUAACUUUUCAGAAAA
Ipomoea triloba (trilobed morning glory) is the source of this 2775-nucleotide messenger RNA. RefSeq lists its product as uncharacterized. The record is from RefSeq and is a predicted model, not a curated record. The transcript is spliced from 5 exons. NCBI's taxonomy places the organism in Eukaryota, Viridiplantae, Streptophyta, Magnoliopsida, Solanales, Convolvulaceae. Bases 444 to 2657 code for a protein of 737 amino acids.